CCAAAGGAGGCCCAAGAGGGCCCCAAGAUGCCCCAAUAUUGUUCCGUAGUCUUUUGGCUCAAACCAUUUUGAGUCAAACAAGUUGUGCUCAGGGCUACAGUUUGGCUUAAGCUUACUUGCUCGAGGCAGGCUUCAUUGUCUAUCCCGCUUUACAUCUCCGCUCUUCGCCCUUCGCGCAACCAUGGCCUUCAUGGCGAGAGCUCUUUCGCUCGCGGGCCUGUUGACUACCGUGACAGCUGUGGAAUACAAAGAGGUUGCGACACCAGCAUCCGGAGAAACUAGUUCUACGUGCGCGCAACUCGCUACAGCCGGCGAGUGGCAAAAUCCGACGGAGGCCGAGUGCAGGCAGUAUGUCGCGGGGGUUGAGGGGGCCACGUUUGAUGAGACAGGCGACGGUGGAAGCGCUAAUCUCCCAUGCGGGUGCACCGCCGGCAACGUCCCCAUGAACACAUACUUUUAUAAGCCAUGUGGAGCGGGAGUAUCAACGACAAGCCCGGAGUACCAUCACAUCUGCAUCAAGACCGUCAGUUGCAAGACCAUGACCUGCCUUGAAAGGUUCGUGUAUUGGUGCCAGCAGAGCAAUGUCGGCUUCGGCUCCAACAAUAAUGAGGCGCCCGCGAACUCUCCGAAGGACGUGCUCGUUGAGGAGUGCCCCGACUGCAAUGGCGCCGCCAACACGGACACUUGCCCAACACGGACACUUGCCCAACCCUUGACACUUGCCGCUCCGGAGGCGGAGUCGACCUCGGAGCUCGACAAGACGUCCGUUGCGGUGUCAGUGCCGCUCGGAUUGGUGUCCGCUCUCGUCGCUAUGGGUGCGGUCGUUGGUAUCUCCCGCAGCCGCGCGUCCGACCAGCCAGUGCUCGUGGAGGACGAGCACGAUUUGCUGCGCGAAUGAACGAGUACGCCUGUGGCAGCAGCUGAGGACCAGAGGACAGAGCUCACCGAGUCCUGUAUGCUUUUCUGAGAUGCCUCCCCGCCUGCCGUUCGCAAUCGCUUUGCGCCAGCUCAGCGAUCAAAGUUGCGUACCUCUCUCUCUCACGCUCUCUCAUGCGAAAAACCCUACAUCCUGCUUACCUCCUCCCGACGUCCCCGCAGCCCUGGUUCUGUAUAUGGUAGCUGCUCUGCGUGGACUCCAGGUUCGGAGGGAAGCGGUGCUCUGGAGCCGCUCGGAUCGCAGUGAGGAGACCAAUCUUCUGCAGGCUCACGGGAACUCGGGGCUCCCCCUCACUUCAACUUGAGUUUGAAGUCUCACGGUCGCAAGUCGCGAUAAACUUCGCUCCAUUUUUUAUGACAAGUCACCCCCAGCGCAAGAGGCACC
Molecule: messenger RNA, 1321 nt
Organism: Prorocentrum cordatum
Lineage: Eukaryota; Dinophyceae; Prorocentrales; Prorocentraceae
Source: the annotation of a GenBank genome assembly